AUGAGUGACCCAGCAGCCCGUGAAGACCUGACCAAGCGGCAGCUUCCUUCCAUGACACUGGCGAGGGGUAUCGAAUCUCUACCUUCUGCAGCUCAAGCACGCACAGCUUUAACUUCGGAUGAUUCUUUAACAAGAUUUCAAGUCCAGGGCGUUGCAGUUGUCACCGGAGGACUAGGAACCAUUGCAUUGACUGUUGUUCGAGCACUGUUGCAGCACGGCCUGACUGCGCUGAUGCUGCUUGACCUUGACGUGACUUCGGAGUCUGCGAUGAGCAAAGUUGAUGAUCUCCGGAAAGAUUUUCCGGAAAGGAAAAUUGAGGCCGCGUCUGUGGAUGUAACCGAUGAAGAAGCUGUAGGACAGGCCAUGGCUUCAGCAGUUGAGAAACUAGGUGGCCUUGAUUUCCUCGUCUGCUUCGCGGGUAUUGUCAACUGUACUCAUGCCCUUGAUCUUUCACCCAAAGUCUUCAGAAAGCUUCUUGAUGUCAACACGACUGGAAGCUUCAUCUGUGCCCAAGCUGCAGCAAGAGAAAUGGUCAAAGCCAACACCGGCGGCCGCGUCGUGUUUAUCGCCAGCAUAUCAGCACAUCGAGUCAACUAUCCACAGCCGCAAGUGGCGUACAACACUUCCAAGGGAGCUCUUUUAAUGCUGAAAAGCAGUCUCGCGGCAGAAUGGGCGCGGUAUGGAAUCACUGUGAAUAGCAUCAGCCCUGGGUACAUGGACACUAUUCUUAACGAGGGAGAAGGAUUAGCGGAUGCGAGAAGGUCAUGGGCCGAGAGAAAUCCUAGCGGAAGAAUGGGAAUGCCUGAAGAACUGAGUGGAAUGGUUGUUCUAUUAUGUUCCAAGGCUGGAAGUUUUAUCAACGGGUCUGAUAUCGUUGUCGACGGCGGAGGAAUAGUCUUUUGA
Molecule: messenger RNA, 903 nt
Organism: Fusarium fujikuroi IMI 58289
Lineage: Eukaryota; Fungi; Ascomycota; Sordariomycetes; Hypocreales; Nectriaceae
Product: related to D-arabinitol 2-dehydrogenase
Exons: 1
Coding region: 1-903 (300 amino acids)
Cellular component (GO): intracellular anatomical structure
Molecular function (GO): oxidoreductase activity, acting on NAD(P)H, oxygen as acceptor
Source: RefSeq, a predicted model, not a curated record